Scleropages formosus (Asian bonytongue) is the source of this 7590-nucleotide messenger RNA. RefSeq names its product pre-mRNA processing factor 8 (gene prpf8). NCBI's taxonomy places the organism in Eukaryota, Metazoa, Chordata, Actinopteri, Osteoglossiformes, Osteoglossidae. Gene Ontology annotation, biological process: spliceosomal tri-snRNP complex assembly; mRNA splicing, via spliceosome. The record is from RefSeq and is a predicted model, not a curated record. The transcript is spliced from 43 exons. Bases 156 to 7220 code for a protein of 2354 amino acids. Gene Ontology annotation, molecular function: U1 snRNA binding; U6 snRNA binding; metallopeptidase activity. Gene Ontology annotation, cellular component: catalytic step 2 spliceosome; U5 snRNP.
CGUGCGUUUGCAGACUUUUGUCCGCCAUUCCGCACCAGGAGCUAGCCUGAAGCGUCGCGUUCUUAAAAUAUAACGUCUUCUCUCAUGUUCCUGUGACCGUGCGGAUAAUUUUCGAAUACAUACGUGCUGCUGUGGUUUAGGAGGUAAAGGCCACCAUGGCCACAGCGUUCCCUUACAGGCCUGUUCCUGGGGCUGUUCCCGGAGGUGUCCCUGCAGGCAUUCCCCCAGGCAUUCCUGGAGGGAUUCCUACCGGCAUCCCUCCUCCGGCCCAGGUCCCCGACUACAUGUCUGAAGAGAAACUGCAAGAGAAAGCUCGCAAAUGGCAACAAUUACAGGCCAAGCGCUACUCGGAGAAGCGAAAGUUUGGUUUUGUGGAUGCCCAGAAGGAGGACAUGCCCCCUGAGCAUGUGCGCAAAAUUAUCAGGGACCAUGGAGACAUGACCAACAGGAAAUUUCGCCACGACAAGAGGGUCUACCUUGGUGCCCUGAAGUACAUGCCUCAUGCUGUGUUGAAACUACUGGAGAACAUGCCCAUGCCUUGGGAGCAGAUUCGGGAUGUCCCAGUACUGUACCACAUCACUGGAGCAAUCUCCUUUGUCAAUGAAAUCCCAUGGGUCAUUGAGCCAGUCUACAUUGCCCAGUGGGGCUCCAUGUGGAUUAUGAUGCGUCGGGAGAAGAGAGACCGGCGGCACUUCAAGCGCAUGAGAUUCCCUCCAUUUGAUGACGAGGAGCCCCCUCUGGACUAUGCCGACAACAUCUUGGAUGUGGAACCCCUGGAAGCCAUUCAGAUGGAGCUGGAUCCUGAGGAGGAUUCAUCUGUGGUGGACUGGAUGUAUGAACACCAGCCACUCAAAGACAACCCCAAGUUUGUGAAUGGAACAACGUACAGACAUUGGCAGUUUACCCUGCCCAUGAUGUCCACAUUGUACCGCCUGGCUAACCAGUUGCUCACAGAUCUGGUGGAUAGCAAUUACUUCUACCUGUUUGACUUGAAAGCCUUCUUCACCUCUAAGGCUCUUAACAUGGCCAUCCCAGGAGGGCCCAAAUUUGAGCCCCUUGUGAGGGACAUCAAUCUGCAGGAUGAAGACUGGAAUGAGUUCAAUGACAUCAACAAGAUCAUCAUCAGGCAGCCCAUAAGGACAGAGUACAAGAUUGCAUUCCCUUAUUUGUACAACAACUUGCCACACCACGUUCACCUUACCUGGUACCACACACCCAACGUGGUUUUCAUUAAGACAGAAGAUCCAGAUUUGCCUGCCUUCUACUUUGACCCUCUCAUCAACCCAAUCUCUCAUAGGCACUCGGUGAAGAGCCAGGAGCCUCUUCCUGAUGAUGAUGAGGAGUUUGAGUUGCCUGAGUAUAUGGAGCCCUUCCUGAAGGACACACCACUUUACACUGACAACACAGCGAAUGGGAUUGCUCUCCUCUGGGCCCCUCGCCCUUUCAACCUGAGAUCAGGAAGAACCCGCCGAGCUAUUGAUGUCCCACUCAUCAAGAACUGGUAUCGUGAGCACUGCCCGGCUGGACAGCCUGUGAAAGUGCGUGUCUCCUACCAGAAGCUGCUCAAAUAUUAUGUGCUAAAUGCCCUCAAGCACAGACCACCAAAAGCUCAGAAGAAAAGAUACCUGUUCCGCUCCUUCAAGGCCACCAAAUUCUUCCAGUCAACAAAGCUGGACUGGGUGGAGGUGGGCCUUCAAGUGUGCCGACAGGGCUACAACAUGCUCAACCUGCUCAUUCACAGAAAAAACCUUAACUACCUGCAUCUGGACUACAACUUCAACCUGAAGCCUGUCAAGACCCUCACCACGAAGGAACGUAAGAAGUCAAGAUUUGGCAAUGCGUUCCAUCUGUGUCGAGAGGUUCUUCGCCUCAGCAAGCUGGUGGUGGAUAGCCAUGUGCAGUACCGACUGGGAAAUGUUGAUGCGUUCCAGCUUGCUGAUGGGCUGCAGUACAUCUUUGCCCACGUGGGGCAGCUCACAGGCAUGUACAGGUACAAAUACAAGCUGAUGCGACAGAUCCGAAUGUGCAAAGACCUUAAGCAUCUCAUCUACUACCGCUUCAACACUGGGCCGGUGGGAAAGGGCCCAGGAUGUGGGUUCUGGGCACCAGGGUGGAGAGUUUGGCUGUUCUUCAUGAGGGGCAUCACCCCUUUGCUGGAGAGGUGGCUGGGGAAUCUGUUGGCUAGGCAGUUUGAAGGUCGACACUCUAAGGGAGUUGCCAAGACUGUCACAAAGCAACGUGUGGAGUCCCACUUUGACCUGGAGUUGCGAGCGGCUGUGAUGCACGAUAUCCUGGACAUGAUGCCUGAGGGAAUCAAACAGAACAAGGCUAGGACAAUCCUUCAGCACUUGAGCGAAUCCUGGAGGUGUUGGAAAGCUAACAUUCCCUGGAAGGUUCCUGGACUUCCUACCCCAAUCGAGAACAUGAUCCUCCGCUAUGUGAAGGCCAAAGCUGACUGGUGGACCAACACAGCUCACUACAAUCGGGAGCGAAUCAGGCGUGGUGCCACCGUGGAUAAGACGGUGUGCAAGAAGAACCUGGGCCGGCUGACCCGACUCUACCUGAAGGCUGAGCAGGAAAGGCAGCACAACUACCUGAAGGAUGGUCCUUACAUCACUGCAGAGGAGGCUGUUGCCAUCUACACCACCACUGUACACUGGUUGGAGAGCAGGCGGUUUUCACCCAUCCCUUUCCCACCACUGUCGUACAAACACGACACCAAGCUGCUCAUUCUGGCCCUGGAGAGGCUUAAGGAAGCCUACAGUGUGAAGUCCAGGCUGAACCAGUCACAGCGUGAGGAGCUGGGUCUAAUUGAGCAGGCCUAUGACAACCCUCACGAGGCACUGUCCAGGAUCAAGCGUCACCUCCUUACCCAGAGAGCUUUCAAAGAGGUUGGCAUCGAAUUCAUGGACCUGUACAGUCACCUGGUUCCUGUGUACGAUGUGGAGCCCCUGGAGAAGAUCACCGACGCCUACCUUGAUCAGUAUCUGUGGUACGAGGCGGACAAGCGCAGACUCUUUCCCCCAUGGAUAAAACCAGCUGACACAGAGCCGCCUCCACUGCUUGUGUACAAGUGGUGCCAAGGGAUCAACAAUCUACAGGAUGUGUGGGAAACUGUGGAGGGCGAGUGCAACGUCAUGCUGGAGUCACGCUAUGAGAAAAUGUAUGAGAAGAUUGACUUGACACUGUUGAACAGGCUACUUCGUCUUAUUGUGGAUCACAACAUUGCUGACUACAUGACGGCCAAGAAUAACGUGGUCAUCAACUACAAGGAUAUGAACCACACAAAUUCCUACGGCAUCAUCCGUGGCCUGCAGUUUGCUUCGUUCAUCGUCCAGUACUACGGACUGGUGAUGGACCUGCUGGUUCUGGGUCUCCACCGGGCCAGCGAGAUGGCUGGACCCCCUCAAAUGCCCAACGACUUCCUGAGCUUUCAGGACAUUGUCACAGAGACCGCCCACCCCAUUCGCCUGUACUGCAGAUACAUUGACCGCAUUCACAUCUUUUUCAGGUUCUCUGCAGAUGAGGCCAGGGACUUGAUCCAGAGGUACCUCACUGAGCACCCAGACCCCAACAAUGAGAAUAUUGUGGGCUACAACAACAAGAAGUGCUGGCCCAGAGAUGCAAGGAUGAGGCUGAUGAAGCAUGAUGUCAACCUGGGUCGUGCUGUCUUCUGGGACAUCAAGAACCGGCUGCCACGGUCUGUAACCACAGUGCAGUGGGAGAACAGCUUUGUGUCCGUCUACAGCAAGGACAACCCCAACCUGCUCUUCAACAUGUGUGGCUUUGAGUGCCGCAUCCUGCCAAAGUGUCGCACCAGCUAUGAGGAGUUCACCCAUAAGGAUGGCGUGUGGAACCUGCAAAACGAGGUGACCAAAGAGAGGACAGCGCAGUGCUUUCUGCGUGUGGAUGAUGAGUCCAUGCAGAGGUUCCACAACAGGGUCAGACAGAUCCUGAUGGCUUCUGGGUCUACGACUUUUACCAAGAUUGUGAACAAGUGGAACACAGCUCUCAUUGGUCUAAUGACCUACUUCCGUGAGGCUGUGGUCAACACACAGGAACUUCUGGACCUGUUGGUCAAGUGUGAGAACAAGAUUCAGACCCGUAUCAAGAUUGGGCUGAACUCUAAGAUGCCCAGCCGUUUUCCUCCUGUUGUUUUUUACACCCCUAAAGAGCUGGGAGGACUUGGCAUGCUGUCUAUGGGACACGUGCUCAUUCCCCAGUCAGACCUGAGGUGGUCCAAGCAGACAGAUGUGGGUAUCACACACUUCCGCUCUGGUAUGAGCCAUGAAGAGGACCAACUGAUUCCCAAUCUAUAUCGCUACAUCCAGCCAUGGGAGAGCGAGUUUAUCGAUUCCCAGAGGGUUUGGGCUGAAUACGCUCUGAAAAGACAGGAGGCCAUUGCUCAGAACAGGCGGCUGACUCUUGAGGACUUGGAGGACUCUUGGGACAGGGGCAUCCCACGUAUCAACACCCUUUUCCAGAAAGACCGGCACACGUUGGCCUACGACAAGGGCUGGAGAGUGAGGACAGACUUUAAGCAGUACCAGGUCCUGAAGCAAAAUCCCUUCUGGUGGACCCACCAGAGGCAUGAUGGAAAGCUGUGGAACUUGAACAACUACCGCACAGACAUGAUCCAGGCACUCGGUGGUGUGGAAGGCAUCCUGGAGCACACACUCUUCAAGGGAACCUAUUUCCCCACCUGGGAAGGUCUCUUCUGGGAGAAGGCUAGUGGUUUUGAGGAAUCCAUGAAGUGGAAGAAACUCACUAAUGCACAGAGAUCUGGUUUGAAUCAGAUUCCCAACCGACGAUUUACACUCUGGUGGUCGCCUACAAUCAACAGGGCCAAUGUGUAUGUAGGAUUCCAGGUGCAACUGGAUCUUACUGGCAUCUUCAUGCAUGGCAAGAUCCCAACCCUGAAGAUCUCCCUAAUUCAGAUCUUCAGAGCUCACUUGUGGCAGAAGAUUCAUGAGAGCAUCGUCAUGGAUCUUUGUCAGGUGUUUGACCAAGAGCUGGAUGCGCUGGAGAUUGAGACUGUACAAAAGGAGACAAUUCACCCCAGGAAGUCCUACAAGAUGAAUUCCUCCUGUGCUGACAUCCUGCUCUUUGCCUCCUACAAGUGGAAUGUCUCACGGCCUUCUCUGCUUGCAGACUCAAAGGAUGUAAUGGAUAGCACUACCACUCAGAAGUACUGGAUUGACAUCCAGCUGCGAUGGGGUGACUAUGACUCUCAUGACAUUGAACGAUACGCCAGGGCCAAGUUUCUGGACUACACCACAGACAACAUGAGUAUCUACCCAUCUCCAACUGGAGUGUUAAUUGCCAUUGACCUGGCCUACAAUUUGCACAGUGCUUAUGGGAACUGGUUUCCUGGGAGCAAGCCCUUGAUUCAGCAGGCCAUGGCAAAGAUCAUGAAGGCCAACCCUGCCCUGUAUGUGCUCAGGGAGAGGAUCCGCAAAGGCUUGCAGCUGUACUCCUCUGAGCCAACUGAGCCGUACCUGUCUUCCCAGAACUACGGAGAACUCUUCUCCAAUCAGAUCAUCUGGUUUGUGGAUGAUACCAAUGUGUACAGAGUCACCAUCCACAAGACCUUUGAGGGCAACUUGACCACAAAACCCAUCAAUGGAGCCAUUUUCAUCUUCAACCCAAGGACUGGACAGCUGUUCUUGAAGAUUAUUCACACAUCUGUGUGGGCUGGGCAGAAACGUCUAGGACAGCUGGCAAAGUGGAAGACAGCUGAAGAAGUGGCUGCUCUCAUUCGCUCACUUCCAGUGGAAGAGCAGCCCAAGCAGAUCAUUGUUACCAGGAAAGGCAUGCUGGACCCACUGGAGGUCCACUUGCUUGAUUUCCCCAACAUUGUGAUCAAGGGCUCUGAGCUGCAGUUGCCAUUCCAGGCCUGUCUGAAGGUUGAGAAAUUUGGAGAUCUCAUUUUGAAGGCUACUGAGCCCCAGAUGGUCCUGUUCAAUCUCUAUGAUGACUGGCUGAAGACUAUCUCCUCCUACACAGCAUUCUCUCGACUGAUCUUGAUUCUGAGAGCUCUCCAUGUGAACAAUGAUCGGGCCAAGGUGAUCCUGAAACCAGACAAGACCACAAUCACAGAGCCCCACCACAUCUGGCCCACCCUUACCGAUGAGGAAUGGAUCAAGGUGGAGGUGCAGCUCAAAGAUCUCAUCUUGGCUGAUUAUGGCAAGAAGAACAAUGUAAAUGUGGCAUCACUGACCCAGUCUGAGAUCAGAGACAUCAUUCUGGGGAUGGAGAUCUCUGCUCCAUCGCAACAGAGGCAGCAGAUUGCUGAGAUUGAGAAACAGACCAAAGAACAGUCCCAGCUGACUGCCACACAGACCCGCACGGUCAACAAGCAUGGUGAUGAGAUCAUUACCUCUACCACCAGCAACUAUGAGACGCAGACCUUCUCCUCCAAGACAGAAUGGAGAGUGCGAGCAAUUUCUGCUGCCAAUUUGCAUCUGCGCACAAACCACAUCUACGUGUCAUCCGACGAUAUCAAGGAGACGGGAUACACUUACAUCCUCCCCAAGAACGUCCUGAAGAAGUUCAUUUGUAUCUCAGAUCUCCGUGCACAGAUUGCUGGGUACCUGUAUGGAACGAGCCCUCCAGAUAACCCCCAGGUAAAGGAGAUCCGCUGCAUUGUUAUGGUACCCCAGUGGGGAACACACCAGACCGUUCACCUGCCAAACCAGCUUCCCCAGCAUGAGUAUCUGAAGGAAAUGGAGCCGCUUGGCUGGAUCCACACUCAGCCCAAUGAGUCGCCUCAGCUUUCCCCGCAAGAUGUUACUACCCACGCUAAGAUUAUGGCAGACAACCCAUCCUGGGAUGGAGAGAAGACCAUCAUCAUCACCUGCAGUUUUACACCAGGUUCAUGCACUCUGACAGCCUACAAGCUCACCCCUAGCGGGUAUGAGUGGGGAAGGCAGAACACAGACAAGGGCAACAAUCCGAAGGGUUACCUACCGUCCCAUUACGAGAGGGUGCAGAUGCUGCUAUCUGAUCGCUUCCUUGGAUUUUUCAUGGUUCCUGGACAAGUCUCCUGGAACUACAACUUUAUGGGUGUUCGCCACGACCCGAACAUGAAGUACGACCUGCAACUCGCCAAUCCCAAGGAGUUUUACCAUGAGGUCCACCGGCCCUCGCACUUCUUGAACUUCGCCUCGCUGCAGGAGGGCGAGAUCUACAACGCUGACCGUGAAGACAUGUUUGCUUAAGAGACAUGUGGUAUAGACCUGGCUGCUUGGGUGUUGAUGUUCCGGAAAGCAGAGCUGGGGACCUGAAGGCAUUGCAACCUGUUCGAGUUAUUAAGUUAAAUUAGCAAAAUGGCCUGUCAGAGCUGUUGUAGCACCCUGUGGGUUUUAUUCUGCUUAUAGAAACGGAUGCUCUUAACACAGCUUGUCUUUUCCUUCCUUCCUCCCUCAAAUGCGUUUUGAUGCAUGGGUGUUCUGUAAUAUGUGGCUUCAGGUCUACAUGCUAUGUAAAUGAUUUUGAGUUGCUCUUUAGUUAUAGAUGUCUGUACAACUCUGAAAUCUGAGUUAAUUGUUUGCUGUCUGGUAAAAUUGGAAUUUGUAUUUUUUACAAAAC